UAGGCACCAACAGCACUUGAACUACCACUCAGCUACAGGAACAGAAGUUGUAUCAUCAAGACAAAUAAAUUGAGUGAGUAAAGGUUUUAGGAGACUAUGGUGUAGCAAGCUUAAAGGUUAGGUGACAUAGUCAACAGUAGAUUGAGAUACAGAAACCUGAGGGGGAAAUAGCCAGAGUAUGUACAGGCAUGAAAGACAGCCAAGGAAAGAAGAGGACAAAUGAACAGGCAUAGAAAACCUUACACAGGGUCUUAGGGAUCAAAGCUGAAUACUUCUGGCAGGAAGGGAUUGUUGGGGAGAAACAACAGUGACUGCAAAGAAUUGUGGCUGAAUGACUGCAGGAUGGAGAUCAAGAAUUUGAGGAAACAGUUUGAUGAAUGGAGUUGAAGAAGGAAGAGGCAUGCAAAAGGUAGGGUUAGCUAUACUGGUCACUUUUUCUGGUAAUAUGUCUGAGCUUUUAAGCACUUUGUGAACGAUUAUAAAAUGAUAUAGCUUUUCUGCCACUAAAUCUGUGUGUAGGGAAGAAAGCUGCCUGUCAUCCAGCUUUUAAAAGUCUUAGAGCUCCAAUGUAGGCAACUCUUAACAUGAACAUGAGCGUUGAAACAAACCACAGAUCAGAUCCAAACCAGAGGUUACUGUGUCUUUAUGAUAGGCAUAAAAGGCACAUUUAUGAUUGAAACUAAACAGCAACAUGUUCUAUACAGGAGGAAUACAAAGCAAACUCUGAACAAGGCCAUGUGUCAGUACCCAAAUUAAUGUGAAUGAAAGGAAACACUGGCAUAAUGGCAGCAACAUGUCUGACUAUGUGCUCCAGGCAUCUCCAACCUUCGACCCUCCAGAUGUUUUCGACUACAACUCCCCAUCAUCCCUGACCACUGGUCCUGUUAGCUAGGGAUCAUGGGAGCUGUAGGCCAAAACAUCUGGAGGGCCGCAGGUUGGGGGUGCCUGUGCUAGACUAAACAUAGGCCUCUUCCUCUUUAUGAGCUGCAGUCCACAGAAAAGACACAACUGUGACCAUAGUGCAUUAUAUCAUACAUUACAUGAAAUUAAGGUGACUAGGUUCAAUCAGUGUUUAUUGCAUCCAUAUCCCUUCCUCAUUUUACUAUGUAGUGACCAAAACCAAUCUCCUCUCCUCUCCUCUGUCUCCUUCAAUAUUCCUCCAUUUGGAACAAAUAACAUUGUACGUUCAGGGACAGAGAAUGCAACAAACCUAAAAAAAAUGACAAAAUUCUUGCAAAUCCACUACUUACCAAGAAGGCAUAGCCAUGUUCAUGUUUAAAGAAACUGGCAUAACUGGCCUGGAAAUUGGGGAGAAAGGAUUUUUUUAAAUUAGCAAAAACAUUCAAAACAAUCAUUUUCAUGUGUUUCUGUAAUAUGUAAAUGGUACCAUCACUAACUCCUGAUAAGAUCAUAUCACAAUAGGCAGAUCUCCUUAGAGAGAAACUUUGUAACUGGCCAAGACAGGAAAUGAAAUUUUCUGACACUCUUACCCCUGCUCAAAUACCUGUCAUAUCUUGGUCAACAAAUAUGGUGACCCAUCACAAUUAGUGCUAUGUGAAUCAUGUACAUUUCUCCACCUGUGCUCACUGACCCACUGGGAGCCAAUAGAUCAUUUCCUGGUAUUUCACACAUUCUGUUUUCCUGUGUUCCUUCUGUCAUGAAACAAAAUACAUGUUAUGGACCUAUUCUUUCCUACCUUUUCAACCUGCCAGUCCCUAAAUAAGACUAAUACUGAGCAUUUUGAUCCAAGACUUGGGCAUAAAGGGCUUUUUUCCAUUCCUGAAAUAUUUUAUCUUGGUUGGCUUACUUGGACAAGGCAGUAUAAUACAUAACUUAGGAUUCACCAUGAGGAUUUUGUGUUUGGGACCCACCUUCAGCCCCACCCCUUCAUUGAAGUCAUACUCCUUGUUUUGCAGUUCUGUCAAGUGGUACUUCCCAGGUGGUCCCAAGCCACCAUUUGGGAAUCAGUGUCCUAUAAUAAAAAAACCGUACAUACUUAUAAGAUACAUGGCAAAGCAUGGACUUAAUGUGGGAUAUUUAAGAUUCUAUCACUUUAAGUCAUAAGCUUAAUGACUUCAUUUAUAGCUCAUGUUCUCUUGGAAAUUCAUUUUUGUGUACCUGAGAAUGAUCAAAGCAUGGUUUUUUCAGGCUCACACCUAAAUUACCUUACUAUUUCUUCAGUCUCUCUCUAAAGUGUCAUGCUGCACUCUGCACCACAACCUGUACAACGCCUCAAGUUAUUUAAGGAUAUUCCACAGGAGAGGAAAUUCUAAUGUAAUCCAGAGCCCCUGUAAUGAUAAAACCUAAAAAUGUUUCAGAAGGGAACCUCUAGGGGCCUGCAUUUCCCUGCUACCUUGUAUUUCUUAUUGUUGCACCAUACUGUUAGCCACUCUGUGCUCCCAGGGGGAGAAAGGGUGGGGUAUAUGGAAACAAAUAAAUAAUACAGCUGGGGAAUCUCUUGGAUGCAUGCUGUUGAGCCCCACAAGCAGAUUUUUGCAGCCAUUUGGUCAUCUCAAGCAGCUAGAAAUUCUAGGUGCAGGUAACCAAGGAUUUGCCUUCUUGCCUGUAAUGCUGGAUGUGUGAUGGAAGGAAUCACCAUUCAAAGACAUAACAGACAAGUGAAAGGAAAUCACUGCUUGCUUGUUGGAAACUGCUACUCACUACUAUCAAACAAGCAAGUGGUUGGAACAUGAAAAAUCUCCAAAAAACCAAACUAUUAAUCAGGGAAUUAAAACUGUGCCUUUAUGUUGUGUGCAAUUAACUGAAAUCACGGAAAUAUGCUUAAUAGAUAUGAAUAUUUAAUUUUAAGAAGAACCAAAAAGCUGAAUGUAUAGCAACUCCUUGUUUCUCAAAGCAAACCUUCAGGCCGUCUGUUACAAAACAUGUAAUUGCCAUCUAAUUUUGAAAAUGGGGUUGGGGGAAGAAUAGUAACCAAAAAGGAUUAAUAUACUUACGCAUGUGGGCAAAUAUACUUUAUGUGUGGGCUUCUGAUUCCAGCAAAUGCUUCUGCCCACCCAUGCCUAUUAAAAUACAGAAAAAAACAAAAAACAAAAAAGCUUGUCAUUUAAAAUCUUCCAGUUCCUUUAAAUAUGCCUAUCUAAAGAUAUUACUUAUGUCAUAAUUAGCCAUCCUCUUUUUUAGUAUAUAAAACCCAACACUUAAAAGGAGGGUCCAUUUCUAUCAGGAUUAUUUUUUUAAUUUGAUUUAAAUCAGAUUUCCAAUUCUUCAAUAUUUAGAUCAGUAUUAUUUUGCAGUUUAUGCUGGCUACAAGGCAAAGACUUGGAUUCAGCUUCAAGACUGAAAAUAAAUAAGACAAUAAUGUAAAGCAAAAAUUAAUGCUACAACCAGUUCAACUGUACACUUGUUAAUUAAAUAUUAAUUUCAAAAUGUAACUUUUGGUAACUCUAAGCAUCCGAAGAUAGCAGUCCUGAGCGGACUUACUACAAAGUAAGCCCCACUGGAACAAAUAGACAUUGAAGUGUAUAAAAUAAUUACUUCUGUAGGGAGGAGCUUUAAGGAAGCACAAUGUGAAAGAAAAAUAUUAGAAGAGGAUUCCCGUUUAUUCUUUUCUAGACUAAUUUCCAGCCAUUAACUUAAAUCAGGUAACAACCUGCAUGUAAGUUUAAAAGGCUACAUUCCAUGGCACUAUUUAAACCACUAAACACAUUUCAAGCACUAAAUUGAUGCUAACCUGAAUCUUUACACCCCAAACCAUACAUAGAUUCCUUCCCUAGCCAGGAAAACAGGGGGAAAUGAAUGGUGAUGGGGAGAAGCCCAGCCACCAACCAGGGACGCUUGGAAUAACAGGAUCAAUGUUGGGGGUGGGGAGGAUGUUAUUUCUCCCACCCAAGUUGUUCCUGGAGACCUAUGCUUUUCCCACCCUCCCUCUCCCUAUGCAGGUCGAUGAAGAGAUUACACUCUCCCAAGGAGAACAAAAAUGAAGGUGUAUAUUGGGAAGUGUUGCCCAAUAAAUAAACAAAUAGUCAUGACUGUUUAGUCAUUGAGAGAAAAAUACAGGAUAAAACUCCCGGCCACCCUGAGCUCAAAGGUGGGGCAAGAAAGGAAGGUGGGGUGCCAAGCCAGUUCUACAGGAUUAAGGCCACUCCCACUGAUAAUAUUAACAAUGCUAUACUGUUGUUCCAUGUGGCAUGUGCAAGGGAAGUAAAACGCAGAAUUUUAAAAAAAGUAAUAAAACUAAUCUGAAAAAUCCCAGGAUAUAGUAAUCCUGUUCAGAAGUAAUGGUAUUAACAUAUGGAGGUUGAACACUGCAUGCACAUAAGCCAGUAAUAAGCUGUCAUGAGGGGAGCUUAUGUAGAUUCCGCUGCGGUGAGAAUUCAGCACAUAGCAUAUUCUCUUGUAAGUAGCAAGCUGCAUUUUUAAAGGCUAAGAUCAUAUAGCAAGCUAAAUAUUUCACUUACCCAGUAUCUCCUAAUCCAUGAAGAAAUAUGACCUAGAAGUUAACAGCACAUUAAUUAGACCAUUUAUUUUUUAAAAAUAUUACAUGGUACAAAGAUAUCUACAGUGAGCAUGCACCUAACUCUUCAGCAACUACCCACAUACUUCCAUUAAAUCUUGACUCCACAUGUAAACAAAGGGAGCUCAUAUGAUAAGGACAGAAGAAGAAUAUAACUGUUGUUCUCAUUCAAACACCAGAAGCCAUCUAUAUAGUAAGGCUUCUUUGACGAAGAUAAACCCACAGCUGGUUCACAUAUUUUUGUAUUUGGAGAAGAAUAUGAACAGUUGGUUGACAGUUCUAAGAUUGCUUUUAAUAAUCAUCUUGAAAACAUAUUCCAUAUGGCUAGAAUUGGCUAGUAUGUAAAGCUAGAAUUCCCAUAGCAGUGGAGUGCAGAGAAGUGGUUCAAUUCCAUCUAUUUUGUAUUCUAUUUGCACCUUUAAGUUAUAAGCAAUAUUUGAUUGGAGGUUACUGGGUUUAAUUCUUGUCUAUUGGUAUUUACAGUUGUCUAUAGUGAAAACAUUUGUUGAAAUGUAUUUGGUAGUUGAAUUGUGAACCACAUUCACCUUGGGCACCUGCUUGAGGUUCACCUUUUUCUUUUUUCACAAUGAAUCCAUCAUGUAUGUAAACAAGUCAUUCAAAACUGCCUUUGCACGGCAGCUCCUCCAUGCAGUAACUAUCAUCCUGAGUACUGGAUCACCAUGUUGAUCAAUUCCAACCUUGUGAUUAUGCCCAUAGCACUGUAAGAAAUGUAGUGUUGCGUUCCUCUGACUUGGUGGGACUUCCAAGGAAUCAUGCACAGGACUGCAUUGCACAUAUUUUAAAGAUAAAAGAAUUUGGGGUGGGGAAAACCAGUGCAGCAAGGCACACAUAAACUGUUCAACAUACAGAGCAGUCACCUCACAGAUCACUGUGUGUGGUCCCUCCUAUGCAAAAGUACCUAUGAGAACCAAAUUUGUAUUAAAGUUUGUGUGAUCCUGUUCUGGUUUGACCUUGUAGUGUGAGCUAGGUAGCAAGUUUCUGAGCUGGGAGCAAAGCCAGGAAGCUCAGAACCACUUGGCAAGAAGAAACUGUAUGCUGGUUGAUGCUCUGGUGGUUCCAUUUUUACCUCUGCCCUCAAAAUAGAACUACAGAAUCAAACUGGCCACUCAUAUGUCUUUGAAAUAAAUUGUUCUUGUUUCUUCCUUUCUUUCCUUAUAAUGAAUGUUUGUUUAUUUUGUCCUUUCAUUGUGAUGAGCCUUUCUAUAUUCCUUUUCCUUAUAAUUAUUAUGAGUCCUCAGGGAUAUAGGGCCGCACCAACCUAAUUAGCAGUAGCUUGUGCUGCUCAUCAAGUUAUUCAUUAUAAAUUCUCAUCACCUAAGCAAAUAAAAUGCUUAGGUGGGACACUCCUGCAUGGAAACUGAUACUAAAAUAACUCACUUAGCUCUACUUCGCGCUUCUGGUUAUUCUGGUGCAAGUGUUCAUAUUCCAAACACUUUUGAAAGAGACAGCAAUAGGUGAUGAAAUGUUUUGUUGCAGCCAAGUCUCUCAAUAAAUGAGAGCAUGUGCUGGCUUCCCAAAGCCUUCUCAGCAAUUUAUCCGAUUGCCGUGACAUUCAGUUGUGAUUUUCCCACCUGCCCACACAGGAUUUGACACCGAGGCCGUGAAAUGCAAAGUAUUUUUAAUUUUAACACAAUAAAUUACUACUUAGGGUCUUGCUCAUAAACUUGGAUUAGCACCAUCUGAGGCAAAGAAAGGACCCAAGCGGCUGAACGGUCUUAAUUAAGAUUUUCAAGCGCAACAAUGCUUUGUUCGGCUCAUAUUGUGAAACCUGGCGAUAUUCGAUUCUGAGCUCGGCCAGAUUUUGUUUUUCUUCCCUGAAGAGGGAGGAAGGGGAAGAGAACGCUGUUUGGUUUCUGCAAGAACGGCUUGCAGAAUAUGCAUCUUUACCAUAUAUCAAAACUGUUGAUCCACCGCGCGUCUGUUCAUACUGCGUACUUAACAUUCACCGCACUUAAAAGAGUAAGCCCGGCUACCUCGAGCAAAACCCAGGACUUUUACCUACAAGGGGGCGGCGGCGGCUGAGGUGCGGCUCAAGGACAUUAUCGCCCAACGGGAGACAAACGAGGGCGCCUGUCCAAAAGCCAGGCCAGGGGCAGGAGGCGAGGGGGGGAGGUGCUUACGGCGCUGCUGUGGGCCCGCCAAAGCAAGUCGCGCUGCGUUCCGCGGGGCUUCCUCCCUAAGAGUCAGUGAGUUUAGGAGUGCGACACCCAAGACGCCCACCCUCACCUCGCCAGCCCCUGCCUGGUCAACUCUCCCCCCCCAAAAAAAAGACCACCCCCUCAUUACGAGAGGCGCCAGGCGCUGCCGCUCCUCCUUCACUCACCGCGGCGGUGGCCUUUCUGGCGGCCGGGACGAUGGCUGGCAGCGGGGCAGACAUGUUGUUACCGCACAUACACUGGACUCUCCGACCCGCAGGUUGGGCGGGGGGAGGCCGGUGAGAAACCGUCGCGGGAGGGAGGAGGAACGGGCGGGGCGGGGAAACGGAUUGGAAGGAAGAAAACGGGGAGGAAGCUCGGCCGGGCCCGCCUUCCCCGCCUCCUACGUCAGCGGAGGCGAGCGAGCGCACGCCUGUGCGUGCCUUUCUCUUGCGUGUGGCGUCAGCAAGCGAGGGCGGCCGUUAAGAGGCGGGCCCUCCCAAAAGCGUGUAGGCCUUUUCGGGGCGCUCGAGUGCCUGCUUUGUUUCUGUGGGAUGGAUUCGCGUGUGUGUGUGUGUGGUUUUUUUUUAAAAAAAGCACCACAACGGCUUCUGCUCAGCCUGCUUCUAGUUGAUUAUUGCCGCCGCUUUUUGUUUUCUUCUCUCAAAAGGAUGGGGAACGGGGUUUUGACUUCGUGUCCCGCAGGCAGGAAUGAUGGGAGUUGUAGUCCAAGCAACUUCUGGAGGUUUACCGUCAGGUCCCCAUCCCCAUCCCCCCCUCCCCCCAGGUUUCCCCGCACCUGCUGUAGAGUGGCCGUCAAGAAAAUGGAAAAGGCAAACCAAAAAAGCUUCAGAGAUAAAAGAGGUACAGAAAAACAUAACAAAAAGUCUUAGCUUUAAUCUGCCAUUGAAAUCCAGAAUAUUGCCGUCCUACCAACAAAAGGAACAGCCCGGACACAGCCUGGAUUCCUGCUUUUUAAAACUCUGGUCUUUAUGUAAGAAUAAUUUCAGAGGUUUUAAAACUGCCUCGGUAAAGUUUUUCAAGAGCAGCAUAUAAAUAGACAGGGAGCUGCAUUUGUAUUGGAAUUUGCACUGCAGAAUUUUAUUUUUAUUUUUUUACAAACUUCAAUGAAAAUAUUAAAAACAUUUACCAAGCAGAGUGCUUCUUCCAAGACACUUAACAUGUACAGAUGUUGAGGCUGGUAUGCAGUCAUCUAAAUGGCAUCAAAAUAAACUUGGGAAAUCUUUCACAUUACAGAUUAAGCUCACAUCCACAGGGUAUACUGUAGGGCUGUUUUUUAAUGUUUAGAAACAUGCAAAUUGAUAUUCCGGGGGGCCCUCCCAUACACAAAAUAAGAGCACAAGUUCUUUAUUGCUGUCUUGCUUCUGAGUGGGCUUGCUGGUGCCCAGCACUCGGGGCAAAGCUUUGUGGAAGAAAUCCAGGGCCCAAUCAGCAGAAUGAGCUGUCACAUUUUUAAAUAAGUGAAUACUUUCCCAUCUACAGAGAAGUGGGAUUAAUAACAUUUCAAGUGUAAACUUACUCUUCAGGACUGUUAAAGUGGUAUAAAACCCAUCUUUGAGUGAGAUUGUACCUUUCUGCAUCUGGUGAAAGGGCCUUCACAGCAGUGGAGCUCUGAAACACCACCCACCUCUUGAAUCCAGCUGACACCAGCUUUUUUGCUGCUAGCUAGACUUAUUUCUUCAUCCAGGCUUUUAAUGAUGUGGUUUCUUGAUGCAGUAAGGCUGUAAUUCUACCCCCCCUCUACUGUUUACCUGGGAGAAGGCCCAGUGGGGUUACAUCUGGGUAGACAUUAGGAAGGAUUUCAGCUGAGGCUACUGAUUUUGUAGUAAGGAGGUAUGACUGACUUUCUAUUUUCAUUUUUUAAUGGAAUUGCAUUGCUGUUUUCACUGGAAUGGUUAGCUUGGUUUUAUAUUUAAAGUACUCCACCCUAGAACCACUUGUAGUUCAGAAAUGAAAUAAAUGAUAGUGACAGCUGUUUUACAGGAGACAAUGUAUUGUUGUUGUUGUUGUUGAAUUUAUAUACCGCUCUAUACCCGGGGGUCUCAGGGCGGAUCACAGAAUAUAGUAAAUGUAGAAAUCCAAAUGCAGCGCAGCUGUGAUUUGGCAGCGGUGUCAGCGUGCUUCCGCCUGCAACAGAAGAGAAGUCUGGAACCGUUGUCCUUCAAACUGAGAUGUGAUGCCCAUUCCAUUGAAUUCAGACACGUUGUGCUUCCCCUUUCUCAAAACAAUGGAUAAUAAAAAUAAAAAUAAAAAUAAUUAUUAUUAUUUAUACCCCGCCCAUCUGGGCGGCUUCCAACAAGGGAUUAAAAAUACAUUAAAACAUCAGUCCUUAAAAACUUCCCUAAACAGGGCUGCCUUCAGAGGUCUUCUAAACGUCAGAUAGUUGUUUAUUUCUUUGACAUCUCAUGGGAGGGCGUUCCACAGGGUGGGCGAGAUACCAAGACAAAACGAGGAACCGGGAGAGGUGCCUCUCUAUUAUUUCUUUUCUCUACAGCUACAGCAUGGGGUUGAUGGUGUUUCUGCGCCGGCGCAGAGCCUGCUGAUUGGUUCUCUCUCUCGGGCUCUCCCGCCACGCCGCCGCUUCCUCUCUCCUGCUUUCCUUGCCCUUCGCUCGCGCCAGGGGAGCGAUGGCAGCGCAGGCUGGAGGAGGCGGAGGGGGCCGCGCCAAGGCCUUGGAGCUGCUGCGGACCUUGCCCAGGGUCAGCCUCGCCAAUCUACGGCCGAACGAUGGCGCCCGGAGUCGGGUGAGUUGGAAGCUGGCGGGUGAGGAGGGAGGCCUUGGCCCCGCGGCUGCCUCGCUUGACGCUGCAGCGUUAGGCCGCCUCUGCGCUGCUAAGCGAUUUUCCCUGCCUCCUCUCCCUUAUUCAGUGCCGCCUGCCCUUUUUAUGAUAGGGUCACUGGUGUCUCUAAAGGGACCCAGAAGAAACGAGGGCCACGUUUAGCUUAUUUCCCGUAAGUGGCCCCCUUGUGUGACUUCAUUUUCUGCACAUGGUGGUGACAAAAGGAUGCCUGUGUGCAUGUUUUUACUGGACCCACUCAUAUUGCAUCUGAGUACACAAUAUUUUCCCUAGAACCCUAUGGCAUCUUAGUCUGCUCAGUUUAUAGUGCAUGAUAUUUACUAGGAAUGAGCCUGCUUCAUCUGAGGCAUAUGCAAUAUACAAAUCUUACAGGUGUAUGUAUAUAUAUAUAUAUAUAUACACACACACACACUCACAAACACUAAUAUUUAAAAAGCUGUGAGCAGUGUCUAAUGCCCAUAUAUUUCAGUCAUAGUUUUUUAGCAUUGUUACCCUAUUCUGUCCAAUUCCCAUAUUCUAAAAAUACUGAAACACUAGGCUACAUAGACACUAUACUUUUAAAGCACACACAUAUCCUAGGAGCUGUAAUUUGUUAAGGUUGAUAGGAAUUAUAGCUCUGAGGGGUAAGCUACACUUCCCAGGAUUCGGGGUAGGCGUGCUUUAAAUGUAUGGUGUGGCUCUUAUGAGAGAGUAGUUAAAGUAGUUAGAAUGUAUGAAAUCUGGGGAGGAAUUACAAGUUGUGGAAUUUAUUUUAAGACUAUUAUCUGACAGCUUCCAUACCUCUACCUCUUUCCUACUCACUUUUCUACACCACUCACCUUGCUGUGGAUUAUGCAAAUUAAUGGGGUUUUAUUUUGUGGUAUGUUCCGAAAAGUCAGACCUUAUUUCCUAUACAUGCUUACUCAGUAUUAAGUAUCACUGUAUUCAUUGGGGAUUUUUUUCCAAGUAUGUGUGCACAAGAUUGUACAAUCUUCUAUGAUAUUUUUUUUAAGGGGGGUACCUGUGCCACAGAACUCUUCUUUCACAAAUAAACUGAAUAUGUGUUAUGUAACAAACUGAUGUUUGGCUAUUUCCUUUAGGAAAAGAGUCGGCGUGAAAAGACUCAAUGGAGGAAAACAACUCACAGAAGCCAAUGGAAAAGAGGAACUCGUCCUCGAUUAGGCUUUGAAGGAGGCCAAACUCCAUUUUAUCUAGUUAUUCCAAAAUAUGGCUACAAUAAAGGUCACCAGUAAGUUUGCUUCCAUGAUCAUUUUCUUUUUAAAAUGUCUGUAGUCAAAAUUUAUUGAAAGCACAAUCCAAACUCCUAGCUGGGAACAGUGGGGUGGACUGCUGCAUCCAGAGCCCUCCAGUUGUGACAGUGAAGACAGAAGGUGGGGGCAGGAGGUAAAUUAAAUUAUUUUUGCUGCACCAUCUCCAGACUGGUGUAGUUGAAGGACACAGAUCAGGGCCAUUGUUAGUAGCUGGAUCAGCUUUCAAAAUCAAUACACACCACUAUUUUAGGUCCAUAAUUUCAUGAGUCUACUCUGAGUAUAACAUACUUGGAUGUAGCCCAGUGUAUUUUACAUUUUUGGGGGGGUGUCUUUUUAAAGUAAACCAUGGUACAGUAUCACUACAUGCAGACAUGUAGAAAAACUUAAAAGCGCUGCUGUUUAAAACACAUGCAUAUAUUUAAGAAGGUAAGGCAGAACAAAUAUGAGAUUUUUCACGUCUGCGCCUAAAUUGUUGAGAAAUGAAAAAGAAACUAAUGAUUUAUUUUUCCAGCCUCUCACAGAGGAAAGAGGAUUAGCAAAAUGCUCUUUUGAUUCAAAUUACUAUUUGUUCCACCAUUCUCAAAUCCCAAAUCAGACCUGAGGUGCCUAGAUAGAAGCAGGGGGUGUCUUGAUGCGCCAGUCAUAACAGAUGAUGAGGUUGUGCAUUGCAUUCAACAGCAGAACUCUACUCAGCUUUAAUCUGGCACUGUACUUGGUUGUGUACAGAAGUGAGAUCAGUUGGUGCACAGCUUAAUCUUUUGCAGCUAGAGUCAAGGAACACUGUUAAUAAUGCUAUCAGCAACAUGAUAAAAGUAGAUUGGAAUCCUAUUAUAAGGAAGGAACAAGAAGCAAAAGUUCAAUGACAGUACAGUGGUACCUCGGGUUACAUAUGCUUCAGAUUACAGACUCUGCUAACCCAGAAAUAGUAUCUCGGGUUAAGAACUUUGCUUCAGGAUGAGAACAGAAAUCAUGCUCCGGUGGCACGGUGGCAGCGGGAAGCCCCAUUAGCUAAAGUGGUGCUUCAGGAUAAGAACAGUUUCAGGUUAAGAACGGACCUCCAGAACGAAUUAAGUACUUAACCCGAGGUACCACUGUACAGUGGUGCCUCGCAAGACGAAAUUAAUCCGUUCCGCGAGAGUCUUCGUCUAGCGGUUUUUUCGUCUUGCGAAGCAACCCUAUUAGCGGCUUAACGGAUUAGCGGUUUAGCGGCUAUUAAAGGCUUAAAGGCUUAGCGGAUUAGCUGCUAAAAGGCUAUUAAAGGCUUAGCAGAUUAGAUAAAGGGGGCGAAAAGCGAAAAAAAAAUCUCAAGACUUGCAAGACAUUUUCAUCUUGCGAAGCAAGCCCAUAGGGAAAUUCGUCCUGCGAAGCAACUCAAAAACGGAAAACCCUUUCGUCUAGCGGGUUUUCCGUCUUGCGAGGCAUUCGUCUUGCGGGGCACCACUGUAUGUGAGUAUUUGGCAUGUGCGGAGACCAUCCAUGGUCAGGAAAACCUAUCUUGUUCAUGCAAGAGGUAGCAUGUAUGGAGCGAGAAACUCUCCACCCCAUUUCAAGCAGCCCUUCCCUCAUGCCUCAUUGCAACCAAUAUGUUUUUAUUUUUAAAAAAACCACAACAGUGAUAAAAUUUGGUGGGAUUGCUUUCCAGGUAUGAUUGGGAUAGGGAACCUGGUACUUCCCAGAAGUUGUAGGAUUUUCAGUAGUGUGGGAUUGAAGGUACUAUAGUCCAGCAACAUCCCUGUGAUGGAUAUCUUGGGUUGCACCCUUUGCACUUAAUCCAGUAGUAGAGCAGAUUUCACUCACUUCAGAGAGACUUUCACAGGAGGAGCUUUGCAGUGCAUUUUGUGCUUAGUAUAUUCUCAUUAGUUCUGAAACUCUAAAACAGUUUUCCUUUGUUUGUACAGCCUCAGGCGCCAGUAUCCGCCUCUCACUCUCAAAAGGCUACAGUACCUGAUUGACUUAGGUAGAGUUGACCCCACACAACCAAUAGACCUCACGCAGCUGGUAAAUUCCAGAGGUGUAACAAUACAGCCACUCAAAAGAGAUUAUGGUAUCCAACUUGUGGAGGAGGUAGGUCUGUAAUGCAUGAUAUUUUAAGCCAUUUAGUUUUGGGCAUGUUCUGUUUUUUUGUUUUUGUUUUAAUAGAUGAAGACAAGUAGGUAUCACUCCACUAGAGAGCAGUAUAUAUUAUCAGAUUGCUUGGUUUUGUUUUGCUGGGUAAGACACAUUCUUAAAUCAGAUUAUUUUAACAAUGGAAAGCAUGGAAAAAUAGAUGAAAGUUAAAUCCUAGUUUGGUGAGUAGAUGUUUGAUCAAAAUUCUUGGUGUUGUCAGGUCUUGCACACAAAUUUUUUAAAUGUAACAUAGAUUCCAGAGAUGAAUGCAGCAAAGUGGGUGAACAUUAUAAAAAUAAAUUCAGAGUCCAAAGAUGCAACUCAUUCCUGGGCCAUAUGGCAUUUUGGAUUUACAACAGCAAUCUGGUUUUGAAACUCCAGAGAAUUUCAAAAUCUGUUUGUUGUAUGUCAAAGAAGUCUACUUUUAAAUAGCAGAAGAAAGCAGCCAAAUGAUUUUUUCUAGUCUUACAGCUACUUCUGUGAAAGCAAAUGUUGCAUCCUGUCAGCUUGACUUGCUGGUGUGAAUAGUUCAAAGCAAAUAGAUUUUCAGUCUUUUUUAUAUAGCGAUGUUUUUGAUGAAAUUCUACAUUCUGUUGUAAUGGCAAAUGCUAAAUAAUUUCUGUGAUUCUAAUUAUGAAAGGAAGUAGUGAACCCUACUGAGCAUCAAUCUUGAGUGCAACAGGAUUGCUAUUUCAUAUUUUCAACUGGGCUCCACAAAACAGCAGCUUAGACCCUACCCCAUGUUUCUCAAGAUAAAUCCCCAACUCUCAGGAGAGAAUUUUUGAAGGGAUACACAGUGGAAGAAGGGAUGGGAAAAUUUCUUUCUCUUUGAGUUACACUGGUUUGGAUACCAAUAUAAGGUAUCCUUUGCUCUCUCUCUCUCUUUCUUUUGAUGAAGGGUGAUGAAAAUUAUAUUCCAUGCACUUGAACUUAUCUUUAUGUGACCUAACCACUCUUCAUGUGAACUUGUAGGGUGCCGAUACAUUUGCAGCAAAAAUUAAUAUUGAAGUGCAGAUAGCAUCUGAACUCGCCAUUGCUGCUAUUGAAAAAAAUGGUGGCGUUAUUACUACAGCCUUCUAUGAUCCAAGGAGUGUGGGUAAGAAUUCUCACUGCCUCUGUCUGUCCAAGUGUUCAGUAUUUUCUGUUUCAGUGUUUCUUUUCAUCGCAACUCUUUAUCAGCAUAUACAGCUAGUCUUUUAGAUGGUUCCUGAGGGCAACCCUUGCAUUUUUCAGCAGCAACAAAACGCAGAAAUGAGCUAUGAGCAGAAUUUCACCUGCCAUUUUAGCUGGGCUGGUGUAAAGGGUUGGCAUUCUUAGGCCUGCGUCUUGCUAGGGAGCUCAUUCAGAAGACAUGGAUCCCCCUGCCCCUGCUGCUCUAUCGCCUUUCUCUUGCUGCUUGAGUGAGCAGCAGCUGGAACAAGACGAGGAGGGAGCAGUACUUUUCCUGCCCUCUGAACAGUCAUGCAGGCUGAGCCCAAAAGAAAAGGGCAAAUGAAUGGCCGGCAGUUAUCUGUCUGGAAAUGGUUGUUAUAGGUGGCUUGUAAGCAACACAGAUAUGUUAGCUUACAAGGUGGGCUGACUGAGCACAUCUUGCCCAUGGACCCUUCCUAAACCUGGCACUGGCACUGCAUGCUUUCCUCAACAGCAUGUCUUUAAAUAAACUGAUGUUAAAAUUGCAUGAGGGUCUCUGUUGCUCCCCCCCCCCCCCAUCACACUUUCACUUCAUGUGUUUUGAUUGCCUGCAAAUCAGAGACAAUUCCUCAUUCAAAUGAACUCCUGGAUUUAGUCUAUUGUGCUUCCAUAAUAGAAUUCCAGGUGCUUCCCUUCCUGUGCUUUCCUUUUGCUAUAGGAAAAGUAACUACUGCAAAAAGGUCUUGCCUACUGCACUUUUUGCCCUUUUGGUCCUGUAGAUUUCUGUGAUUGCUUUAUGUGAAGACAAGUUCUAUGUAGGCAGCUACUUAAGCUAUUAGCAGGGUUGGGGAACAGGAUGUUCCUCAGCCCUGUCAAAUGUCACUACUGAGGACAUUACCUAAAGUUAACAUUGCUUUUGAUGUUAAUAUAUGGAGAAGGCAUUACAGUAUGCUGGACCCAGACUGUUUAUGGCUUUAAAGAUAAAAAAAGUAUCCAAAUUUAGACCAGAAACAAAUGGAUAGCCAAUUAAGGUCAUCCCGGAUCAGUGCUUUAUGAACUCUGUGGUCUGGUCCAGCCGUCUGCAUUUCAUUAAAAUAAAAAAUGUUUUCAAAGGCUGUUUCAUGUACAGCACAAUGUGGUAAACUACUUGAGACAUUAAUAGGGCACAUAAGACAGGGGCUAAACCCAUUUUAUCACAAAUGGGUACAGUAGAUUUGUCAGCCAGUGAUGGAGAACAAUCCACCCCUGUUUAAAACUGUUGCUUUGGCAAUAGAAGUACUUGCAAGCUAUGGAGAGGAGUGUGAUUCCUUGUCCAGCACAGGCAUAUUUCCCCAUAUCCAGAUCAAGUGGCCCAUUUGCCACUAGUAACUCAGUCUUGUCUGGAUUCUGCUUCAGUGUGUUCACCGUCAUCCAGGCAGUUUGGCCAGUUUCCCUAUGGAAAAUAAAGGGAACAGACUUCAUAUUCUCUGUACUUGACUUCAUAUCCUCUAAUUGCUAUAGAUGAAUUCAAUACAGAAAUCUGCUGUUGUGUAAACCUAAUGGGCCCAAAUAAAUUAAGCUGCACCUUUUCCAGAUUAAUUCUGAAUUUUGAAUGUCAUUCCUAAGAGAUUUUCCCACCAGAGGUAUAGCAGGUGUAUAUGGUUUGGGGCACAUUAAAAAUUAAAAUAUUUAUUUCUAAACCACCCUCCAUCAGUUAUGACCUAAGGAGGUUUACAGUCAAACACCAAAGCAUUACAACAUUAACAUUCAAUCAAUAAUUUCAAUCCAAUUUAUAACCAUAUAAUCAGAGGACAACAUCUAUCAAUUUGUAGCUGGUCUCCAAAGGCCUAUAGAAGGAAGAGGUAGGUCUUCAGCCAGUGCUUAAAAUCCACUUAGAAUCCUAUGACUGUGUCAGUCUCACCUCCAAGGGAAGGGUGUUGCAUAGAUGGGGAGCCACCACAGAGAAGGCCCUAUUCCUCACUCAGCAGCAGGAUAUAAGCUAAAGAACACAAUAUUCAUACUACACCUUUUGGCAAUGAAAUCACAAAUGCCAGAGUAGCUAAUACUGUAUUUUUUUGUUCCAUUAUUUUGCACAUAGGUAUUCUUUGCAAGCCAGUGCCCUUUUUCCUACAAGGCAAGCCUAUUCCAAAGCGAAUGCUUCCUCCUGAAAAUCUUGUCCGUUACUAUACAGAUCCUAAUAAUCGUGGCUACCUGGCUGAUCCAUCGAAGAUUUCAGAAGCAAGACUAGAGCUUUCCAAGAAAUAUGGUUAUGUCUUACCAGAUAUUACAAAAGAUGAACUCUUCCAAAUGCUGAGCACACGCAAGGACCCCAGACAGAUUUUCUUUGGCCUUGCUCCAGGUUGGGUGGUAAACAUGUCAGAGAAGAAAAUUCUGAAACCAACAGAUGAGCGCUUGCUAAAAUACUACAGCUCAUGAAUGCUCAGGUUGGAGGCAACUGUUAAAAGAACUCAAUACACAAAACUGUAUUGUCACUAUUUUAUAUUAAUACACAGCUAGUCACAGUACAAAUAAAAUAAUAAAAUGUUGACUGUAUAAUAGUUCCAUAAUCUGUUUUUUAAAAAUUCCUCCUUUAUGUGAGAUAAGUUGAUUGGUAUCAGGAUUUCCUUCUGAGUAUCUAAUAAAUGUGCUUUUCACCUGCUUACAAUCUGCUUUACAGUGUACGUAUACAUACAACACCAUCCUUUAGCUUCUGCAAUUGUUUCUGGAAUCAUAUAAUCAAAUAUUUUGUUUUAAAAUAGUAAUCUUUGCAACUAUAUGUAGGCAUCAUAGAAAAACAAAUCAGCUGGCACAUAUGAGCCUCUGAAUUCCUCUGACUGGUGUUGUCUGCUCCCUUUUCCCUAGCCCCACAGUCACCUUUCUUAAGAUUAAAGCAUGCUGCAGUGCUGUCCCUGCUUCCUCUGCUGGCUCUUUUGCUCUGAUCCACUUGUCAAAACUACUAGGAUGCUUCUUUUGAUGUAGCACAAAACUCUGCUUGAGCAGGGAGCUAACCAGAUGGCACACAAGCAGAUUAUACAUAUAUUUUUCAAUAUAUGAAGAAGCCACAACUCAGUCCAAAGGCAGGUUUCAUAUUACUAUGCAGUAUAAUUGUGGUAGCUGUAGAUGUGGAUACACCAACUAUACUGAAGCAACUCAACUCCGGAUUUUACAGUAAUAGUCAUGUCAAACUCCCAUGCCUCAGCAGGGAGUUAGUUCCAUGGUCAGGGGGAAGGCAUAGCAGAAAACCUGUGUUGUGUGCCUACCAGAUGUAUGAGAGAUGGGGAUGCCCUUGAAGAGGGUAUGUUACAUCUGCAGGUUUUGUAAGAACUUUUUUUUAAAAAUCUGCUCGAAUAAUCAGAGCAGCUUUUUGGGGGGACACACAAGAAAUUUCACCUUUGUUAAUCCCAGUACGAAAUUAUUUGAUCUGUUUGUGUCAGACCAAUGUGCAGGUUGAAACUUAAAACAAUCCAACACAUUUCCUUUUUUUUAGAAUGUUGCAACAUAGUUCUCUGCCGUUUAAAUGAAUCAAAUGUAUAUAUAAAUAUUUUGGAAAGAAUACUUAAAUAAGUAUUAGAUAGAAAUUUGCUUUAAAAAUAACUUGCAGAUUAAUGUCCCAAAUGGAACAGAACUACAGGUAAAAACAUGCAAAAGUGGCAGUCAGUAGUUCCACACACCCCUUCCUUUUCAUUGAUUAAACCUUUUUAGUUGAGUAAUGGUGGCAGCCCUUUGAAUUGCAAGCUUUGAUCUGCUUGCGAAGUGCCAGGCAUGUAGUUUUUGUAACUUCUGUGCCAAAGUAGGCAUCUUUCUUUAGGGUAGCACCUUUUGCUAAAAAUAAAGGCCUCCAUUUAAACCCAGCGCAUAAUGUAAACACAUGUUUCAUUUUAGAGCAUCCUGUUCUGUAUCCUGAUGAUUAUUGGGUUAAGAAGUGAUACCUCUUGUUGCUGUGCUGCUGGUUUAAUGUGGAGAAUGUGGGGCGAGGGGAAACAUUUAUUGCUUUCCCUUAUUUGUGCUACAGUCUUCUUGGCUUUUUUAUGAAUCAAUUCACAAUUGUAUUCUGGAAAUGGACACAUUCAACAGGAAAGCUACUAAACUGGCAGCAGGAGAGGAAGUUAGUCAUCUUAAUGAAGAGUGGAAGACAAAAGUGUUAUAUUAUUUGUAUAUUCCAGCUCAAUAGGUUUUCAUUUCCACUCAAUUUAUUUUAGUAGGAUGAACAACCUGGGGUGUGUGUGUGUCCUUAAAAACAAAACAGCAUACUUUGGCUAGUGCUGUAUUCUAAAUAAACCUCAGGUGAAAGGGAAACUCUGAUGAAAUGAUAAUGGGGAAAGAAAGAAAACAGGAAACAGAUGUCUAGUGACGUGCACUGAUUGGAUAGUGCUUAUUUAUUAAGCACCAUCUUAGUCACAAGGCAGCUGUAUCCUGACACCAAUAUUAUAAUGGUAUCAAUACCUUAAGAGCCAAAACAGCCACGUUCCACAAAAUCCGGUCAUUUUAUUUUAUAAAGGUGAUCCUGUAAUUGACUUACAAUUAGAGGGGCCAAUGUUGGCUAAACACACUGCCUUUCUGAAAUGCAGCCCACCACUAAUACUACACUUUUUACACUUCUUGGUAUCUUAUAAUAGUAACUGUUUUAUUUACAAGUUUUAAGUUUGGCAACACUGAAGAGAAUUUGCUAUUCAUUGCGUUCUCUCAUGAGACCAACAAAAUCUUAAGCAGCACAAUAACAUUUUUUUCAAAGGAACAAGGGUUCUAGCAACAAGGUACCUACUGCUCUCUAAAAACUACCCUUUCCUAUGUUGCUCUGAAAUGUUCCAAAAUGCACCUAAAGCGAAGUGCAUUUUUCACAUGUUCAGGAUGAUUCGCUGUUUUGGCUUUCCUGUUUUGUAGCAUACACAGAAAUCUUGGAAUGCCAUAACAGGAAAGGCACUUGCCACUGGAGAAAGAUUUCAUUUCUGCCAGGGUAUACAAAAGGAAUAUUUGCACAAUAAUUUAAAAUUUUCCUCAUGUGGGGGAAAAUAAGCUUGCGUCCAAAGCUGCAAACGCUGAAGAAAGAUUUAUUUUGCUUUCAGGUAAGUUAACGUUGGUGCUACAGCUGAGAACCUACUUAAAAUGAUUACCAUUGUGUAUAUUUAAACGGAAGCUGUGAGAAGCCUGUUGCUGGAUAGCAGGAGUGGGGAGCAAGUGGCCCGCUGCCUAAGUUCCUGGGGUUGGGGGCACUUUUCCGUGUCAGCGAAGGGAGGCACCUAGGGAUAAAUCUGAUGGUGAACUAGCAACUUUGUCUCUGAGGAUGUGGAGGUGAUAGCACUGGUAUAAACAGGCCUUCCAGUUCUAGCAUCUGGGGGAGUACCCACCUCCUUGCCCAGUCGCAUGUCCCAGGAUGUCAUCUGAGCAAAUAGCUGUGCUUGCCCCGCUCUUCAAAAUAAGAGCGCAGGGGACAUAGCAAUUGCUGGAACAUCUUAGUUUAUGCAUAGCCUUGUAUCAUAUCUCUGCUAUGCCUUGUGGCUUUCUAACCUGUAGACCCAUGUUGGGACGCUGUACUGACUUAAAUAAAGCAUUUAAAACUGC
This is a messenger RNA of Podarcis lilfordi (Lilford's wall lizard), 19474 nucleotides long. The record is from the annotation of a GenBank genome assembly. Lineage: Eukaryota; Metazoa; Chordata; Lepidosauria; Squamata; Lacertidae.